Molecule: messenger RNA, 1449 nt
Organism: Vicia faba (fava bean)
Lineage: Eukaryota; Viridiplantae; Streptophyta; Magnoliopsida; Fabales; Fabaceae
Source: the annotation of a GenBank genome assembly
AUGAAUAUGGAAGGAGAAGAGAAAGCACUGAAACUCUACUUCAUACCUUACUUAGCACCUGGUCAUAUGAUCCCUCUAUGCGAUAUAGCUACUCUCUUUGCUUCACGCCGUCAACAUGUCACCAUCAUAACCACUCCCUCCAACGCUCAAAUCCUUCGUAAAUCUAUCCCUUUAAACCAACACCUCCUUCUUCAAACUGUUCCCUUUCCUUCCCGAGAGGUUGGCCUCCCCGACGGCGUUGAAAGUCUCUCCUCCGCCACUAGCCCUGAUAACCUCGCCAAAAUCUACCAAGCCACCACUCUUCUCCGACCACCCAUCCAACACUUUGUGGAGAAGCACCCACCUGAUUGUAUCGUGGCGGAUUUCUUGUUUCCGUGGGUGGAUGAGCUUGCAAACAAGCUUCGAAUACCUAGGCUCGCUUUCAACGGUUUCUCGCUCUUUGCUAUUUGUGCCAUUGAAUCCGUUAAAGCGCACUCUCUUUAUGAAUAUUCUUCUUUUGUAAUUCCUGGCCUUCCUCAUUCUAUCUCCAUGAAUGCAACACCGCCGAAGAUAAUGAGUGAACUGUUGGAAGCGCUUUUGGAAACGGUGUUCAAAAGUAAUGGACUCAUUGUUAACAGUUUCGCUGAACUUGACGGUGAAGAGUACAUAAAACACUACGAGGAAACCACUGGUCACAAAGCUUGGCAUCUUGGUCCGGCUUCUCUUAUUCGUAGAACCGUUCAAGAGAAAUCAGAGAGGGGAGAACGGAGCGUCGUGAGCAUGCAUGAGUGCUUGAGUUGGCUCGAUUCAAAGCGAGUUAACUCGGUGUUGUAUAUAUGUUUCGGAAGCCUGUGUCAUUUUGAAGAUAAACAGCUUUACGAAAUUUCUUGUGCUGUAGAAGCAUCAGGUCAGGAAUUUGUAUGGGUUGUUCCUGAGAAGAAAGGGAAGGAAGAUGAAAGCGGAGAAGAGAAAGAAAAGUGGUUGGCGAAGGGAUUUGAAGAGAGAAACAUUGAGAAGAAUAAAGGUUUGAUUAUUAGAGGUUGGGCUCCACAAGUUAUGAUUCUGAGCCACCCUGCUGUGGGUGCGUUUAUGACGCACUGUGGGUGGAAUUCAACCGUGGAGGCUGUUAGUGUGGGGGUUCCGAUGAUAACAUGGCCGGUGCAUGGUGAGCAAUUCUACAAUGAGAAGUUGAUAACGCAGGUGCGGGGGAUCGGGGUGGAGGUGGGUGCAGGGGAAUGGAGCAUGAUGGGGUUUGGGGAGAGAGAAAAGAUUGUGAGUAGAGAGAGCAUUGAGAAGGCUGUGAGGAGGUUAAUGGAUGGUGGUGAUGAAGCUCAGAAAAUCAGACGGAGUGCUCUAGAGUUUGGGGAUAAGGCUAAACUGGCCGUUCAGGAAGGUGGAUCAUCUCACAAGAAUAUAACGGUCUUGAUUGAUGAACUCAUACGACUGAGGGACCGCAAGCUUCUAGAGUAA